Lycium ferocissimum is the source of this 4344-nucleotide messenger RNA. Its product is annotated as disease resistance protein Roq1-like. NCBI's taxonomy places the organism in Eukaryota, Viridiplantae, Streptophyta, Magnoliopsida, Solanales, Solanaceae. The record is from RefSeq and is a predicted model, not a curated record. The coding region runs from base 154 to 3627 and encodes 1157 amino acids. The transcript has 4 exons. Gene Ontology annotation, molecular function: protein binding.
UAGGGUUCUUUCCUUUAUAAUCGUGAUGUGCUUGAAUGGAAAAGUACAAUAGAAAGGCUCAACAUAAUCCCAGAAGAAGGUAUUUCAGAAGAUGCAAUUGUAGAAACUUUAAAAAUUAGUUAUGAUGGGUUGAAAGAUAGUUGGCUAAAGGAGAUGUUUUUAGAUAUUGUAUGUUUCUUUAGAUGGUGGAGGGAAUGUGAGGUCAAAGAGAUACUUGAUCGAUUUUAUUCCAACUCUGCUAUUGGACUAAGUAUUCUCAAAGAAAGAUCACUCAUAUAUAUUUCAUGUGGCGUUAUUGAAAUACAUGAUUUAAUAGAAGAAAUGGGCCACCGUAUCGUACGCGAAACUCAUCGAGAUGAGCCUUGUAAACAUAGCAGACUAUGGAAAGAAGCAGAGAUCAGCAAUGUCUUGAUGGGAUGUAUGGACAAGGGCAAUAUUCAGGCUAUAUGUUUGGAGUAUUUCUUCCCAGAACAUAUGGAAUUUAGUGGAGAUAGGGCCUUCACGGGAAUGCAUAGACUAAGACUACUCAGAAUCUUUGGAGGAAAAUUUCCAAGAGGUCUUGAAUAUCUUCCCAGUGAGCUAAAAUCACUUUAUUGGUCGGGAUAUCCUUUAGAAAGCUUGCCAAAAGAUUUCCUAGGAAGAAAGCUCGUUGCACUUGAAAUGCCCUAUGGCAAAGUUUCCCGGCUAUGGGAAGGAGUAAAGUGUUGUCUCAAUUUGGAAAUAAUUGAUCUUUCACACUGUCAGAAAUUAGUGGAAACACCUGAUCUUAAAAUGAUUCCACAUUUGAAGAAGUUGAUCCUAAGGAACUGCAGAAGUUUGAGAGAAGUUCACCAUUCCGUUGAAUUCCUCAAUGAGCUCAGACUGUUAGACCUCGAAAGUUGCCAAAAUCUUGUACAUCUCCCCGGUUGUAUUUGGAGACUUAUAAACUCAAAAGUUCUGGAUCUCUCUCAUUUCUCAAUGCUUAAGAACUUGCCAGAAGUUCUCGGCAAAAUGGAUUGUUUAUGGAUACUUGAGAAGCUGAAGUUGGUUGGCUGCUACCAAUUAGCAAUUCUACCCCGCAACAUUUGGAGAUUGAAACAUUUGGAAAUUUUUGAUAUCCGUCAUUGCUUGAAGCUUAAGAAAUUACCAGAAAUUCCAGAGAAGAUGGAUCGGCUAUUGAAACUCAAACUAGACAGGUCUGGGGUACGCGAACUACCUUCUUCAGUGAAGCAUCUUAGCGGUCUAAAAUAUUUGGGCUUGGAAGGGUGCAGAAAUCUUGCAACCCUACCUACCAAUAUUUGGACUCUAAAAAGGUUAGAAAUCCUUAAUCUCUCUGAGUGCUCGCGGCUUGAGAAGUUACCUGAGAUUCUGGAGACCUUGGAUUGUUUAAAGCAUCUUAUGCUAAACAAUUCAGGGAUACGAGAAUUACCUUCUUCAAUUUACCAUCUAAGAGGCCUGAUUUGUCUAGAUUUGACUCUCUGUGAAAAUCUGGCAAUUCUUCCCAAGGGUACUUGGAGAUUGAUGAGUCUGAAGUUUCUUUACCUAUCUCAGUGCUCAAAACUUAAGAAACUGCCAGAAAUUGGGGAUGAUAUAGCUUAUUCAUCAGUACUUGAAAUCCUAGACUUGUCGAGUAACGAAAAUCUUGUGUCUCUCCCUAGAACCAUCGGAAGGUUGACGAACUUAAAAAUCCUCAAAGUAUCUGGCUGCUUGGAAAUUGAGACAGUUCCAGAAGGGCUAGGUGAUUUAGAUCAGUUGGAGGAGCUUCAUGCAGAUGAUACUGCAAUUCAGUAUCUGCCUUCUUCCAUCACACGCUUGAACACACUGGAAUUCUUGUCCCUUCGGAAAAAACUAUUCAUACACCGCCAAGUUUCUUCAAGUUUUGUGUUUCCACAUGUGUCUACAGGAUUUCGCUCAUUAGUCAGUUUAGAUCUAAGCAAUUGUUCUUUAAUUGAAGGAGGACUUCCUUGCACUUUGGAAUGCUUAUCUUCUCUUAUUUCUUUAAACUUGAGCGGGAAUAAUUUCCUCUUUUUACCUGAUAUUAGUAGACUUUGCUGCCUUCGUUUCCUUGAUUUGACAUUUUGUAGUAGGCUCCAUGGACUGCCUGAACUUCCACCGAGAAUAAAGGAACUUUAUGCAGAUGCCCGCCUUGCUUUGAUGAGUAUUCCAAAAUUUUCUUCCAAGUACAAAGAUUUGGAUGUGAUAUCAUUCAUUGAUGAAGCAGAGAGAGAUGUUUCUAUUUAUCAAGAAAACCAAUCAGGGACAUGUAAACGCCACCAGCCAUGUAAGGAGUUGAUUCAGUUUUCAGCUCAUCUAGAGGGAAUGUUUAAUGUGUUGCACAAAAGGAAUACUUUUAGCAUUGCCUUUCCAGGUUGUGAAAUUCCAGUUUUGUUCAACUAUCAAGAGAGAGGUGCAUAUGGGAUCUCAAUUAAGCUGCCUAGCAAUUGGUUCAACGAGAGGUUCUUGGGAUUUUCAAUAUGUUGUGUUGAUGAAUUCAGAUCUCUCGAAAGAAGUGAUGGUUAUUCAGAUUUUGAAUACCAAUGUGUAAACAGCUCUUACGAAACCAUCAUAGCGAAGUUGAUACCCCUUGAUGGUGAACCAGAGCAACCAAUUUUGGAGUCAAGGUGUGUGGCAGCCACGACUUACACUAAUAUUAAAUCAUCACAUGUUUCCUCUGUGUUCAUGCCAUUUGAUUUUCCAAGCAUUCACGUUGAUAAUUCAAAAUUUUACUGCCUACUUGAGGUAUCGGGUGAAUCAAGAAUUCGUACUCAUUGGGGUGUUCGCUUGCUAUAUGAGAACGAAAUUAAAGACUGGGAAUCAUUAUGGCGUCUGCCCAUUAACAUUUGGCAUAAAAUGAAAAUUUGGCAUUUAUCAGCUGAUACACUUCCAGUGGGAUCACUAAUAAAUCAAAAACACUAUGAAGAAUCGAGCAUGUCCCGUUCUAGAGGAUUUGAAUGGUCCAGAAUGAUGAAAAUUUGGCGUACUGCAAAUGCUACAUUGCUGGAGGGAUCCUUUCAAAAACAAGAAGUUUGGAAAGAGAUGAGCUCGUCCAAAGAUGCAAGAAAUGGAUCGAAACAGUUGAGAGGCCCCGCAACUUCACCAGCUGCCUUGAGGAAAUGCCAAAUAUUCCCAAAAAAUGGAACUUGCUUGUUUUGCCAUCUAGUCGAGGAAAACAUUGUUCACCUAUUUUUUCAUUGCCGCAUAGCUCGGCUGGUUUGGCUUAAAAUAUGGGGUAUUAGGACAGAGGAAUUCCUUGAAUUCACCACUCAAGAAUGGAUUCAUGUUAUUCUUAACCCUGAAAAGUUAUUUGGUCUCUUAGCUCCAAGUAGGGACCAAUUUGUUGUGUUCGCCGCAAUUAUAUUCAGAAAGAUAUGGGAGAAAAGAAACCGUAUGCUUCAAGGGGAGGAUAAUAGGUUGAAUGCUGAUGAGCUUUACAGAGCUGGAAAUGAGGCUACAAAAGAAGAAAAGUUACUUGAUCGGUUCUUGUCGGACUUGCUUGAAACCAAAUUUGACACAUGUGAAACUGACAGAUCUGCAGAACCAGAUGAUAUUGAGAAGUAUGAUAUAUAUGAUGAUGAUGAUGAUGAUGAUGAUGGUGAUAUUGAGCUUGAUCACAUCAGUGAUGUUGAGUAUCACUCUUUCACAUUCUAGCUUUAUUAUUAUUGUUGUUUUGUUUAUUUUAGAGUAGAAUUGGACUUACAAUCUCACUCUGAUGAGUGAUAUAGAACUAAUAGCACUUUAGAAAUUAUGCGAAAAAUACAGCAUAUUAUAAUUUUACCUAUUCGAUGAAAUGAAUAUUUAUAUGUAAAGUUUAGCCAGAAUUAUGUCGUACGACUCAAGUCUCAGAAAGUGAAAGAUACAAUUUUUUAGGGACACAAGAGUAACUUAAAAUGGGUGAAAAUCAUUUACAUUCAAUUUGGUUUACUAAAUAAGGAUGUCAAAGGACCUCAGGAUUUUUGAUAUGGAGGGACCUCGGUAGGAGAAAAUCCCAAUAAAGGACUUAGCAUAGAGGAAAGAGCAGAGGAGAUGUAGAUAUCCCAGAUGAUUUGAACGCGUGAAAGAUCAUAGGCGCUACAAGAUUUGAUCAAACUCUGUGUAUACAUGAAGAAUGUUCCUGUCUGGUAACUGCUUAAGCUUAAUAAGUGAAUUGCUAUUGUUUGCUAACGGACUUAAGCACUAAGUGCUGAUGGCUGAUAGUAUCCUUUCUUUUUGCAGCCCGUGUAUUCUUGUAUAAUGCUCGGAUAAUUUACCUAGAGUUGUCAUCUGUCUAUAGAAGAACUUCCUAGCUUUCUUCCUUAAUGCCUUUUGCAUACCCACCACAUUUCUCUCAAGUGGAAUGACACAGUUCUUUGCUAGCCUGACAGUUCG